Molecule: messenger RNA, 1000 nt
Organism: Apis florea (little honeybee)
Lineage: Eukaryota; Metazoa; Arthropoda; Insecta; Hymenoptera; Apidae
Product: putative phosphatase phospho2
Molecular function (GO): phosphatase activity
Source: RefSeq, a predicted model, not a curated record
UUUAAGUGUCAGUUAUCUAUUUAUUGGACACUUGCUAAAAAUUUAAUUGUAGGUUAUCCAUUUAUAUUUCGUACUGCUUAACCUAUGUUAGUCAUCUGAUAUCUGAUACAGAAUCCGGUUGUAAAUUUUUUCUUAUUUAUAAUUUAUAUUGUUAAAUUAACAAUUUUAUGUAUGUUUAAGAAUUUAUCUAAUAAUGCAUCGAUCUAUACUCGUGGCAUUUGACUUUGAUCAUACGAUUACCGAUGAUAAUACUGAUAUCGUGGCUCGAAACCUGUUACCUAAGGAAAAAAUAACAGACAACGUGAAGAAUUUGUAUCGUUCUAGUGGUUGGAUCGCAUAUAUGACAAAAAUAUUUGAAUUGCUCCAUAGUAAUUCCAUCGAUAUAAAACAAAUCAAAACUGCUAUCGUUAAUAUACCUCCUGUAUCGGGUAUUGAAACUCUAUUAAAAGAAUUAUAUGUUCGAGGGUACGAAAUUAUUAUUAUUAGUGAUUCAAAUACAUUCUUUAUUAAUGAAUGGUUAAAAAACAGAAAUUUAAAUAAUAUUAUUACUCAAAUAUUCACAAAUCCUGCAUACGUCGGUGAUGAUGGUAUGAUAAAAUUAGACAUGUACCAUGUUCAAAAUUCUUGCAAAUUGAGCACUGUUAAUUUAUGUAAAGGACAAAUUUUGGAAGAUUAUAUUAAAAAAAGAAACAAUGAAAACGUAUAUUUUGAUCGAAUAAUAUACAUCGGAGAUGGAAAAAAUGAUUUGUGUCCUAUUUUACGACUUUCGGAACGUGAUAUCGCAUUUCCGCGAGAAGAUUAUGUACUUAUGAAAAUAUUAAAUAGUACUGAAAAUAAUCAGAUUCCAAAAAUAAAUGCACGUAUAUUUCCAUGGAACGAUGGUAUACAAAUUUUAAAAAAAUUAGAGGAAGAAAUUGGAUUUUCUUAAUCUUUUUUAUAAUUUAAAGAGUAGUAUGAAUAAAAUGUUCAUAUUCUUCUUAUAUCAAUUAAAGAUCAAAUA